ACUUGUGCUGAUAACGCUUUCUCUACACAGAAUUGCAACAGCACAGUAGUUGUGCAAACUUCCGAUCAUUUUGCUUUAGUAACACAACAGCCCUUCAUUGGCAAAUAGGUUAACCAUUGGCAAAAAAGUCGAAGAGUUUCGUGUUUCUUUCCAGAUAUUUAUCAAGUAUAACCAUGGGUGACCAAGACGCCAUUAGGGGUUUGGCUGCUGGAGCUUUCGCCCUAUACGGAGCAUAUAAGCUGUAUCAGCUAGUUUCCGGCUCUGGCGGCGAAGAUGCGCAAGAGGGUAGUUCACGGAGAAGGAGCAUCGACCCGGAGGACUCCGGAAAUUCAUGGACCGUUCAAACCUUCGGUCAGCCCCAUUUGCAGAUGAUUGAUGAGCUGCCGUUCUACAACAAACCUGUCCGGAUUGUCACCAGUGCAAGUGCUUGCAAGAUGGCGGUGGCAGAACUACGUAAGCACUGCAAUGAGUACCCGGUACUUGGGCUGGAUUGUGAGUGGAACAACUGGUACGAACGCUCUCCGGUGGCUCUGCUUCAGCUGGCGACCAACCAGGGCCUGUGUGUUCUGAUUCGGCUGUGCAAAAUGGAUAGCAUUCCAUCGACACUGAAUGAUUUGCUCUCCGAUGGGAAAAUCAAGAAAGUUGGUGUCGAAGUCAAAAGGGACAUGCAAUAUCUGUACAACGACUACCAACUGGUGGGACUUGCGCGACUUGGCUAAACGGUGCGGUGUUCCACCGCCCCAUGGAUUGGCAGGGCUGGCCGAAAAGACGCUAAAAAUCAAAAUGGACAAAACGUAUCGGAUGAGCGAUUGGGAAGCCGAUGAGUUGAGCGAUGCAGAAAUCAAAUACGCUGCACACGAUGCUCUUGUAGGUAUCGAACUGUUCCGGAAAUAUGCGGAAACUCUUUAUCCUCGAUCUCCCCGAACCAGUCAGAAGGCUUGGAUACAGCAGGUCGUCAAACAGCUUUAAAAUACGUAUGUAGCAGAAGCCGCACCACCAGUGAAAAUAAGAAUGUUGCAUGCGAUGGAGGGGUGCAACUUUGCAGCAGCAGUCACGGUGCCAUUAUUAUGAUCCCAAAUGUAUUCUAUUUGAAAAUAAAGAAAUUACGCUACCGACUUGUAACAAAAAAGUACAAAAAAGCU
This is a messenger RNA of Aedes albopictus (Asian tiger mosquito), 1142 nucleotides long. RefSeq lists its product as uncharacterized. Lineage: Eukaryota; Metazoa; Arthropoda; Insecta; Diptera; Culicidae. The record is from RefSeq and is a predicted model, not a curated record. The coding region runs from base 174 to 719 and encodes 181 amino acids. Gene Ontology annotation, biological process: nucleobase-containing compound metabolic process. The transcript is spliced from 2 exons. Gene Ontology annotation, cellular component: cytoplasm; nucleus. Gene Ontology annotation, molecular function: 3'-5' exonuclease activity; nucleic acid binding.